GUGUAGUAUCGGUUACUAUACUUACUGCACGUAUGCUGAAUAGUGUGCCUUUCUCGUCUUCAGAAAGUCGUUUGUAUUCAUAUUCAGGUUCGCGUGUCAGAUUUUUUUGCAAGCAAUAUUAAUAGUAAGCAGCUGGUAGGUGUAGUUACAGUAUGUCUAUUGUCGAUAGAAUCUGUUAUUACCAACGUAAUUUAGAAACCUGCGGUGAUAACGAGGAUCGGAUAUUACAUUGCAUUUCAAAAUUGUACAAGCUACCUGUAACAGUGCAGCAUCUUCAAGAGACGGGAGUAGGAAGGACAGUGAAUAGUUUCAGAAAAUAUUGUGACCCUGUAGGUAAUGCUGCUAAAUCUCUAGUUUGCAAAUGGAAGAAUAUGGUGGCAGAUGAUAGAGAUUCUAGUGAUAAAGAAGAUGAGGAUGAAGCUCGUGAAAUAGACAGUCCAGAUAGUCCUGAAAAUCAAGCUGAUAAAGGCUCAAGAUCAGGUGAUAUAGAAGAAAGUGAUUCCUUAUCAGAUCAAUUAUCAGAAUCAAAAUAUACGCAUAGACAUAAAGAAAGCAAGAAUAAAUUAUCUACGCAUAGUGUAGUACAUUUGUCUAAGUUAAAAUCAGAAGAAAAACAAGAAAUGCAUGAAAAAAGUAAACCUUCUUCCAAACAUCAUUCACACGGUGAAAAAAAAUCCAAAGAAUCAAAAAGCGGUAAAACUAGUUUAAAUAAAGAAACUCAUAGUUUAACAAAGCAUAAUCAUAGCAAAAAUGAUGUCAAAAAGAUUAGCGAUAGCAAAACUAGCCAGGUUAAUGAGGAUAGCAAGAAGAGAAAAGUAAAUGACUCCAGUUCCUUAAUGAAGGAAAGCAAAAAGAGGAAACUAUCAGAUAACAAAAGUGAUGAUGAAAAAUCUCAAUUAUCUAUUUCGGAACAUAAUCGUUCCCAUCUGAAAUCUGGAACUCAAAUAGAGGUGAAAAAUAAAGUAGAAAAUAAACAGCUUUUAGCAAUUAAUGAUAAACAGGAUAUUAAAUAUAACAUGUAUUUGCAGGAAAAAUCUAAAAGCAGUUCUAGUAAACUUAAAUCCCAUGAAUCAAGCAAAACAAAGGACAGCAGUGAGAAACAAAAACAUAAAGAACAUACUAGUCAUAAAAAACAUGAUACAAAAAGAGAUUCUAGCCAUCAUUCUAGCAAGGAUAUUUCUAAAUCGAAAGUCAGUUCCUCUAGUAGUAAGGAUUAUGUUAAGAACAAAGACAAAGAUAAGAAAAAGGAAUACAAGGAAGAUAAGAAUAAACAUGAGAAGACAAAAGAGACAAAGAUUAAAUUAAUCCAAGAAAUAAAUGGUGAUGAAGGAAUAGAUUGUAAUUCUGGUGCAAGUUUUGCAGAAGCACUUGGUAUGUGCUCCAUACCUCAGCCAAAAAAACGUCAAAAUAAUUUAUCUAAUGCAAAUCCUAAUAGAUUAAUUAAAACAGAAAGGAUGUCACCACCCGCUAACAAUAAAAAGAUGCCACCUGUGAAAACUGAGCCGGAAUGUGGCAAUAAUUCAAACCCACCAUCCCUUUUAGCACCCAACUUAAAGUUGGAACCGCUAAAUGUGGAUCUAGCGUCUACAUUACCUGAAAUCAGUCCCAAUUAUAAACCACUGCCAUAUAUUAAUCCUAUACAUCGUAAAGAAGAAUCAAAGCCUGUUGAUGACAUCAUUUAUGUCAAGAAUCAAAGAACAAAAGUAUAUUCUGGUAAUAAAGUUGGUUAUACAAGUGUGCCGUCAUUGUAUGAAAUGUGCAUCAGAGUGUUGAUAGAAAAUAUUGAUGCACUCGAAUUUACUGGUGGCGUACCGUAUGAUAUAUUAAAGCCAAUCCUCGAACGUGCAACAGCUGAUCAAUUAUUUAUGUUAGAGCAUCAUAAUCCAUACCUCAUAGAAGAUACAGACAUAUUAUGGCAAUAUCAUUGUAAUCGAGAAUUUAGAAAUAAUGAGAGACAAGAAAUGGAGUCGUGGCGUGAAAUGUACAUGCGCUGUUUGGACGAAAGAGAAGCGAAACUGAAAACACUUACUGCUAAUAUCAAACAAUCUAUAGAUAAAUCCGUCCCAGUAAGAUCGACUAAACUUGCAUAUGUAGAUAAUGUUGUGAAACCACCACGGAAUGUAUUAAAAAAACAGGCAAAGUAUGGGACAGCUAAUGCCACUCCUGCUACCGUCUCCAGUGUAAAGAAAAAGUUAGCUGGCGGAGGUGCAACUAAUAAUGCAACAAAUAUUGCUGUACCACCACCGCCAAUGUCUCGAUUUAAAGCAUCAACAUCAAGUAGUAUGAAAAAGACGAAAGCACCACUCAUGGCAAAGGCAUUGCAGUUAAUAAAAGGUCGUUACAAACGGUAGUGAUGACAGUAAUAUUUCACGAAUAUUACAAAUCCUUGAUCAUUUAACUCUACGAUUUGUUUAUUUAUCGCUAUAGCUUAUCAAUUAUUUUAUUACGAAAUAGAUUCCGCACAUUUUUUACGUAACAUUCUCUUUAAAUAUUCGUGUUCGAAGAAUCAUGAUUGAGGACUAUAUUCGCGUAUAAUAAUUCAAAUAAAUAACAAAACUAAUUGCGAUUGAAUACAAAGGAA
Molecule: messenger RNA, 2581 nt
Organism: Pogonomyrmex barbatus (red harvester ant)
Lineage: Eukaryota; Metazoa; Arthropoda; Insecta; Hymenoptera; Formicidae
Gene: EloA
Product: transcription elongation factor elongin A
Biological process (GO): transcription elongation by RNA polymerase II
Cellular component (GO): elongin complex; nucleus
Source: RefSeq, a predicted model, not a curated record